ACUGUUUCUGUGAAGUCAUGUGAGCACAGGGGUCCUCCCUCUCUGCUGAUAUAAAACCGCUCUGCUGCCUCCUCAGCUUCAGAGAUCUUUGUGAAGCCAGCAGGUGAACAACAGGGAACUAAUAAACUGCUGUCAAGCUGUUACCAUGGCAACGAAUACCAACAAAUCAACUAAAUAUGACAACAUCAGCUGCAAAGUUUUGAUCAAUUCAGGAUCUCCCACUCACUACCAGCUGACACCAAAGAAAGAGAACAUUGGAUCUCUAAGAAGAAUGACUUUUGGUGAAAGAAAUGUGAACAAGAUAAACAAAACCAUCUUGCUUGUGGGUGAAACAGGAACAGGAAAAUCUACUCUGGUCAACGCUCUGGUCAACUACGCCAUGGGAGUGAAGUGGGAGGACGAUGUCUGGUUUCAGAUCGUAGAGGACGUAGAGGACGAGAAGAGAAGUCAGUCAGAGAGUCAGACAUUAGAUGUGAUGGUGUACCAGGUCUUUGGUUUUGAAGGUGAAACUCUGCCCUACUCUCUGACCAUCAUCGAUACUCCUGGAUACGGAGACACCAGAGGAACUGAACAUGACGUCAUCGUCAGUCAAAGACUAUUAGACUGGUUCCGCUCAGAGGACGGAGUUCAUGAGAUGGAUGCAGUGGGUCUGGUGCUGAAAGCAACUGAGAAUCGACUGAGUGACCGACUGAGGUACAUCUUUGAUUCAGUGGUGUCUCUGUUUGGAAAAGACAUGGAGAAGAACAUUGUUGCUCUCAUCACACACUCAGAUGGAAGAAAACCUAAAAAUGUUCUGAAAGCUCUCGGAGAUGCAAAAAUGAAAUGUGCCAGAAAUGAAAAGAAUCAGCCUGUUUACUUCCUUUUUAAUAACUGUCUGGAUGAAGACAGGACAGAGGACACAGAAACCCUUAAGAAUGCAGAUGAAAUAACAACAAGAGGAAUGAGACAGUUCACAGAGUUUCUGAAAGAAACUGCACCUCAGAAGCUGGAAACAACCGUGCAUGUUCUGAACGAGCGAAUCAGACUGGCAGCCUGCAUCCACAACCUGCAAGAGAGAUUUAAGUUCACUGAACUAAAACAGAGAGAAAUCCAACAGACUCAGGAAGCUCUGAAGAAACAUGAAGAAGAGAUGAAGAGAAAUGAAGAGUUCAGUGUACAAGUUGAUGAGAUCUACAAAGACAAAGAAGAAAUCGAUGGUGGAGGGAGGUGGAGGUUGUUUUUUUAUGAAGGAGCUGUCUGCUGUAAAGUCUGUGAGGAGAACUGUCACUAUCCUGGAUGCACACUGGCCUGGUAUCCUAAACACUGUGAGGUCAUGAAAGAUGGCCGCUGCACUUCAUGUACCAGGAAGUGUCCUGUAUCAGAUCAUGUGAAAGAAAAGUGGAUCUAUGUGGACAAGACAAGGAAAGUUCAGAAGACCCUGCAAGAUGUGAAAGAGAAGUAUGAAAGAGGUAAAACUGGCUGUGAGGAGACAACAAGCCUUUUGGAAACUUUAGAAAAGCAAAUGGAAAAACUUCAGAAAGAUAAAGAUCACUUGUUGGAAAAGUCCUUUGAACAUGUUGUCAGACUGGAGCAGAUCGCCCUGAAUGUUAUCUCACUGUCCACUCAUGUCCACUUGGACUUCCUGAUUGAGAAGAUGAAGGAGAAAGGAGACGCAGAGAAGGUCCAGAAACUGGAAGAGAUGAAAAUUCAAGUGGAUAAAGGAGUUGUAGCAGCGCUGCGGUACAGGUUUGGUCAGCUGAUGGCAGCUGUAAAGCAGUGAUGUAGCAGGUGAACACCAUCAGUGUGAGCAGCAGCUGUGUAGAAAACAAGCUCUACACUGUUGAUCCAGAUGUUUAAACAUCACAAAGCGAGGAGUGAGGACGCCCCCUGGUGUCUCAUGCUGAGUACAACAGCUCCCUCCCUCACAUCACUAAAUUGGACUAAAUCCAUUUAUGUUUUCUCUUCUAAUCAUGUUUUCUCCACUAUGAUUGUGUUUGUGCUUGUAUGAAUAGACGUGUCUUAUAUAUCCACCAUGAUGUCACAAUGUUGAAGCUGUUGGGAAACUAAAGUGAACUCAUUAUAAAGGAGUUUAGCCUGGAGGGGGGUUGAAACCUCUUCCUGUGUUCUGAGAGUGUAAUAAUAUAUCUUAAUAUCUUUCUCAAUAAUAAAGAAGAUUACAGUUAAUGUGUGUUGUAUCAAAGUCCUAUAAGAGCUGAGGACAGACUGCCUCUCCUCAGUCACACCUGUGUAAUGCUGAUGAUGCUCUGACCUGCAAACAAUAAAGAUCUGCUGACAUUAUGAA
Messenger RNA from Micropterus salmoides (largemouth bass), 2281 nucleotides. RefSeq lists its product as uncharacterized. The record is from RefSeq and is a predicted model, not a curated record. Gene Ontology annotation, molecular function: GTP binding. The coding region runs from base 146 to 1759 and encodes 537 amino acids. NCBI's taxonomy places the organism in Eukaryota, Metazoa, Chordata, Actinopteri, Centrarchiformes, Centrarchidae. The transcript has 3 exons.